Molecule: messenger RNA, 2748 nt
Organism: Ichthyophthirius multifiliis
Lineage: Eukaryota; Ciliophora; Oligohymenophorea; Hymenostomatida
Exons: 3
Source: RefSeq, a predicted model, not a curated record
AUGUAAAUUGAUUAAUAAAUUAAAUAUGGCGACAAAAUACUUUUACAUUCAUUAGAUAAUCCCUAAAUUUUUUUAAAUUGCAGAAAUUCAAGUGAAUAUAGUGUAUUUAUGAUAGAAAGUGAUUAAAAUAUAAUAGAAUAUCCAAAUACAUUUGAAUUAGUAUUUACUAUUCAUCCAAAGUUAAACUAUUAAGCUUAAAAAGAACUUCAAAAGAAUUUGAAAGAUGAGAAUAAAGUAAAAAACGAUAAUAAAAUAGAAUGUUUAAAAAAGCGUUCUGAAAUAGAAAAAUAAGAAAAUUAAAAGAUCAUAAAAAAAAUGGAAAAACAACUUGUAAAGAUUGGAAGUGAAAUAUAAAUUUAUCAUAUAUAUUCAUAAUGCUAUUUAAAAAGUAGUGCAAAAAAAAAUACAAAUAGUUCGAAUUUGUUUUGUUUAAAAUUAAGCAAAAAAGCAAGAAAAGGGAAUUUAUUUUAGAUAAAAAUAGAUGAUUAAAAUAAUUAAUAAAAAUCUGAUUAUUUUUUAACUUAUAAUGAUCCAUUUAUUUUCGAAAGCAUUAAAUUUAAAAAAAGUAAUCUAACAACUAAAGAUCUUCCUCCUUUUAUAUACUAAAAUAAUAAGAGUAAUUCUAAAAAUAAUUUUAAUUCCUUAAAUAUACUUGAAUAUGAAAAAAUGAGUACUAUUAAUAAAUCCAUUACAACGAUUCCUAUUUUCGAAAGCCUUGAAAACAUAAAAGUUUAUCAUGCAGGGCACAAAAGAGAUAGUGAAAGCUUUUUUAAGGCUAUUAAUGUUGAUUAUAUCGAAGAAACAGAAGAUUAAAAUUGUAUUAGGUGGGGAGAUUAUGUAAGAAUAGGCAAUAACUUUGAAAACAAAGAAAAAGACAAUAAAUUAGAAGGAGUUUUUUUUAGCGAAAUUAAUGUUGCUGGAAAUUUUCCUUCAGUUUAUUUAGAAGUAAAUUAAAAUUAUUCAUACGAAAACUUUUCAAGCAUUUUUUAAAUUUUACCUAAUGAUGUUAAUUUUUUGGGAAAAAAAAUAGUAAAUCCUGAAAAAAUAUAGAAUACAUAAUUAAGGCAUGUUUUAUCAGGAAAAAAAUUAUGUUUUAAUGGAAACAAAAUAUGCUUAGAGCAAUCAUAAAAUGUUGUUUUACAAUAAAAAACUUUGUAAACUAAAAAUUUUAAUACUCUUUCUACAAUUUGUAAUGAUGAUAAUACCGAGAAUUUAUUUUUAAAAGAAAAAAAAGGAAAUGAUAAAGAAAAUAAUAAUAAUUUUGAAUAAGAUAAAAACUGCAAAAAUAAUAAUUGUCUUCUUUUAUUAAAUGUUUAGAAUAAAGAAUAAAAUUUAUUUUAUAAUAUUAGUAAUUUUAAAAUAAAAAAUAAACUUUCAUAAGUUACUGUUUAUUUGGAAGAAGAAGCUGUAAUGAUAAUGAAUUAAGAUUUAAUUGAAAAAAUAGAUAAUGCUUUUAUUUAAUCAGAUUAUUUUUAGCCUAUUUUUUAACCUAUGAACGCUUUAGGUAGGCAUAUAUUUAUGAUUGGAAUUGAAAAAAACAAUAAUAAUAUUAAAGAAAGUUAAUUUUUUUUUAAAAAGGUAUGCUUUGAAGAUAUUAUUUUACUUUUAGAAUUACAUUCUCUUUGUUUUCAUUUAGUUUUUUUCAGCUUUUUAGCUGGAUAAAACAGUAGUAUAUUUAAUAAUGGAGAUAAAAUUUUAAAAGAUUUAUAUAUUUGGAUUAAAAAUGGGGAUAAACAAUAACAAUAAAGAUAAAAUUUAAUAAGAGAAAGUGGUAUUUUAGAUGUUUUAAUGAAGAUUUUAUUUGAAAUUUACAGUUUAUAAAUUAUGUAUGGGAAAGAAACUGGGAUAAAAAUAGAAAUAUUUAAAUUUGUAUUAACUUUAAAAAAUUUAUUAGAAAUUAUUACAGAAAAAAAUUAUUGUAAUUCAAUUUAUGUUUAUUAAUGGUAUUUUUUAUUUAAAUAAAUAUUAAUUGAUAAAAAUGUUUUUGAAAAAUUUAGAUUUGACUUAUUAUUAAACCAACUUUUUUAAACUACUCAAUUAAAUGUGGGUGUAAAAGAAGACUUAAAUUAGCUUAUAGAAUGCUUAAAAAUCGAAAAAUAAAAUAUUAAAAUUCUACUUUUAAUAAAUGCGUUUUGUAAAUUUAAUGCCUUUAGAGAAUUAUCAGAAUAGGAAUCUAUUAUAGAGCUUCUUUUAGGAAAUAAAGAAAAUAGGGAAACCAUCUUUUAAUAAUUAAAGGCAGAUAAUCAGGAUAUUUUUAUAGAAAAUAGCGCUGAAGAAAAAAUAUAUAUUAAUCGAAAAUUUAUAAAUUAAAUAUAGGUUGAUUAACUUGUUUAAAAUAUUAAUCUAAUUAUAGAAUUAGCAAAAGGAGGAGUACAUUUAAUUGAAAAAUAUGUUUUUUAUUUAUUUCCAGGUAAGUUAUGUGUUGCUAUUUUUUAAUCUAAUGAUACUAAUUUUAGUAUUAAAAGUGCCAUUUUGGAUUUAUUCACAUCAACCUAUCUUUAGUUAGAUUUUUUCAACCUUUAUUGUGAAGAUAUGGAAUCUUAAAAAGAUUACUGUAUUUUUUUAUCUAAAAAAAAAAUGAAUUAAGUUAAUUAUUAAUUGAAAAUUUUAAAAAUAAGUAUUGUUUUGAUAUAAUCCAAUUCAUUUUCGAUUAUUUAAAUUUAAUUUAAAAUAAUAUUUGUUUUUUGUAAAGUUAAGAGAAAUUGGAAGCUAUAAAUAAAUAAUAAUUUAUUCUAUUUAGAUACUUGA